Durusdinium trenchii is the source of this 2050-nucleotide messenger RNA. Lineage: Eukaryota; Dinophyceae; Suessiales; Symbiodiniaceae. The record is from the annotation of a GenBank genome assembly.
UGUGUUAUUCAACAAAAGAAAGACAAGACUGAUACUCCUUGGCACGCAGCCGCCAUGGGGCAAAGCUGCUGCUUUGGAAGGGAGAAGGAAGAGAUACCCGAUGUUCAAGCCGUCUGCAAUGGUGGCGCUUUGACCGCAGAUGCCACCGAUUGCCAGGGCUUGCCACGCGAAGUGGGCAACAGCACCGCGGUGACGCUCAACGAUGUGAGCAAGAAUGUGAGCAUUACUCAGAACUUGCCGCGCGACACCUCUGAGAUGGCGCAGUGUGCAGAUGUGAACCCCGACUAUGCAGCUGCAGAUGGUUCUUUGGAGAGGACUCUACAGCAGGCCACUGCCGUGCCAACACGCGGAAGCUCGGAGGUGAUCUCUUCCAAGCAUCCUGCAACACCAGCCCCAGCUCCCAAGCCGCAGCCAAAAGCAAGACCAGCAGAUGAGCAGGCGAAGCAAGCCCAGGCGGCAGCGCGGAAGAGGAUCGCGGCGCAGUUCAAGACUCUGGCGGAUGCGGACAAAACCGCAGACCCUUCCAGCGCGGUGCCCAAGUGGCGGAAAGGCGGCGCGGUAUCGGACAGCACGGCGGGCGGCGGAAAGGAUUUUGCGGGUGAUUUCCGGACGAUGCCGGCUGCGGCGUGGGAGUGUCUCUAUGCUGGCUUUCAGUCGGUGCCGACACAGGAUUUGGUGCACGACGAGACAUUGACCGGCCCGUGUGGAGAGGUGAAUGCCGGCUACUCUGGAGAGGUCACCACCAAGUGCUUGCUUGGCCAGUUGGUGUUUGAUGGAAACUCUUGCCAGCCAAAGCCUUGCAAGGCAAAACGGGGGGCAGAAGAUUUUCAAGAAAGCCCCGCGAAGAGGACGAAGGUGCAGAAGCCUAGCAGAGCAGAGGCGCAGCUCGACUUCAUCCGCAAACUCAUUUUUUUGCGGCAAGUGCGCGAGGAGCUUCUGCUGCGCUUGCCGGCGCAAGAGUCGAGUUUGUCAGACGGCGAGGCAUGGCUUGUCGUAGCGCAUGCCGAAGGCUUUCAACACCUGGUGGCCGAAGAUGAUGAAGAUGGUGGCUUCUUCGAGUGCGUGUACACGCAGGAGUACCACGAGCUCCUCCACGGCAGCAGCUCGCGGGGGUUUGAGGCGUGGGUCGAGCUGGUGUGGCCAGCCGGGUGCGGUUACUGACGUCCUCAGUGUGGAGGAACUCAUGCCAUGGUUUGUGGCUUGCUUUCCCAUGACCUUCAGAGAUGCCAGGAGACGAUGAGACGACCAGUGUGUUACAUCUUUCGACCCCACCACUGUAGUCAAGCAUAGGGGGAAUAAACGUGAAACUGCCAGAGCUGGCUCAGAAAUGUUCAGAAGAUUUGCCUCUAUUUGAAGUGGUUGCCAGUUUUUCUGUUGGCUUUGGCAGGGCUAUGAUCCUCGUUUUAUGUGGGGACACAUUUCGAUCAUCCCGAAUCCCGAGGUCCUGAAUGUUGCAGAAUCUGCACCAUCGACACCCAAUUCAUCUCAAUUGUCGUUGUGGGCCAAAAGGCAAGCUGUCAGAGGAAUCUUGGAACAAUUCCUGUGUUUGUUGGGUCCGUUGGUGCAGGAGCAAAGCCAUGCCCACAAGUGACACUACCACAAAAUGGCGCACGCUUGCCCAAAAACGUCGUGUUGAUAGGGUAUCACAGACCUCGGGCAAGGUAUUGAUAGAUGCUAUUGCUUGUUCUUCCGGUGUUCCUUUUCUAGUUGAGGUGAGACCUGUAGGACAAGACCAAACGUGCUGCGACCCACUUGCAAGAACCAAGACAGCCCGUUUGCAAAGGGCGUCCGUUUGUACAUAAAGAAAUAUGUUGUCCAAGGUCCAAGGAAGGAGGGGAAGUUGCGCGAGCUCAGCUUCGAUUGGCGUCAGUGGAAACAUUUGUUGACGGGGUCUUUGUUCCCCGCGCGACCCAAGCCAGAAGAUCACCGCUAGAUUCGCGCAGCCUCACUUGGAACAUCUUGGAGCGACGCACUUCAUGAAUGGGGGAAGUUCUGGGUAACACGCCCGGAAGUCCCAUCGCUAUUGAAGGAGGAAAUCUAUGAACCCAGG